AUGGCCCCCGAUGAUCAGCUCGACAUUCUUUCGUCACUCCUGACCAGUCUCCGCAAUGCCAAAGCCACGUUUGGCGAGGACAGCGCCAAAUAUCGCGAGAUGAAGGCCUGGAUCGACGCCUACAUCUCGUCUUCGGCUGCAUCCGCCGCCGCCACCGCGCAGGAGACGGAGGCUCCGCCUGCCGGCGUUGCCAACCACCCCGCUAGUGCUCCUGAGCAACAACAACAACAGCAGCAGCAGCAGCAGCAGCAGCAGCAGCAUGUCUUCAAUCUCGCCUUUCGGCCGCGCCCCCAGGGUGCGGGUUACGCUCAGUGA
Messenger RNA from Diplodia corticola, 315 nucleotides. RefSeq lists its product as uncharacterized. Bases 1 to 315 code for a protein of 104 amino acids. The transcript is spliced from 2 exons. The record is from RefSeq and is a predicted model, not a curated record. NCBI's taxonomy places the organism in Eukaryota, Fungi, Ascomycota, Dothideomycetes, Botryosphaeriales, Botryosphaeriaceae.